Malassezia japonica is the source of this 750-nucleotide messenger RNA. RefSeq names its product glutathione transferase. Gene Ontology annotation, molecular function: glutathione transferase activity. NCBI's taxonomy places the organism in Eukaryota, Fungi, Basidiomycota, Malasseziomycetes, Malasseziales, Malasseziaceae. The coding region runs from base 1 to 750 and encodes 249 amino acids. The transcript has 3 exons. Gene Ontology annotation, biological process: glutathione metabolic process. The record is from RefSeq and is a predicted model, not a curated record.
AUGGCCUCCUACCGCCUAUUUUACUGGCCGCAGAUUCCCGGUCGUGGCGAGUUUGUGCGUCUUGCGUUCGCCGCGGCCAAGGUGCCGCUGCCCGAGGUGAAUGACGUGGGGAAGCUCGUUGCACUUACGUCGGCGGACGGUGGCGUAGCCGGGCACGAGCCCCAGUUUGCGGUGCCGGUGCUCGAAGUGCAGCCCGAGCGCCAGGCGCCGUUCUACCUGAGCCAGACGGGCAACAUUUUGCAGUUUGUUGCGAAGCGUUUUGGCCUGGACGGCGAGCAGCCCGGCGUCGAGUCCGACGUGACGCACGCGCAAGUCCUCCAGUUUACGCUCACCGGCCUCGACUGGGCGCUGGAGGCGCACAAUGUGCACCACCCCAUUUCUGUCGCGCUCUACUACGAAGACCAGAAGCCCGAGGCGCUGCGGUACACGCAAGCCUUUGUGCACGAGCGCAUCCCCAAGUUUGCCAAGCACUUUCAAGCCGCGCUCACGCUGAACCGCCAGCGGCACAACGUGCGCCGCCUCGUCGGCACCAAGACGAGCGUUGCGGACCUCGUCCUGUUCCAGGUGCUCGAGGGCCUGCGCUUUGCGCACCCCCGCGCGAUGCAGCGCCUUCAAGACUCGGGCGAUGCCGCGGACCUCGAGCCCUUCCGUGCCGAGCUCGCCGAGGAGCUCAAAGAGUACCUCGGCAGUGCACGGCGCCGCCCCUUUAGCGAUGGUCUUUUCCGUUACUAUUCCGAGUUGGAUCUAUAG